This is a messenger RNA of Protopterus annectens (West African lungfish), 3835 nucleotides long. RefSeq names its product chondroadherin-like. Gene Ontology annotation, molecular function: protein binding. Bases 177 to 2108 code for a protein of 643 amino acids. The record is from RefSeq and is a predicted model, not a curated record. The transcript has 4 exons. NCBI's taxonomy places the organism in Eukaryota, Metazoa, Chordata, Ceratodontiformes, Protopteridae.
AACUGGGGCUGAAGGCUCACAGCACAGCACGACAGAGCAGUCAUUUAUUCUGCUUCUGAUUCAUGGAUCUGUAGUACUGGUUUUACACUUGGAAGAGGAAAGCGACACCUGUUCAGUUAGAGGUCAUCAAGCUUCCUUCCUCCCUCCCUCCUUCCUUGCUGCAGAUCUCUCCUGAAAUGGCAUUACAAAACAUUGCAUACUUCAUGCUGAUUUUGCUGUGGAGUGGACUUGUCCCUGUAAUUUGGAUGGAAACCCUUGCUUGCCCCAAACAUUGUACCUGCUUAUACCCUCAACAGCAUCUGCACUGUCAAAAUGCUAGCAUGACUUCAGUCCCUUCCAACAUUGCUACCAACACUUCGGAGCUGAACCUGAGUGGGAAUCAGUUUUUCACACUCCAGACCAAUUCCUUUGCCAGCCUGUCUAGCUUGACAGUUCUCUACGUCAGUGAGUGUGAGAUCAGUGAAAUACAGCCAGGUGCUUUCAAUGGACUUGGAAGCCUGAAGUAUCUCCACUUGGACAGCAAUGAAAUUACAGAACUUCAGGAGACUGCUUUUGAAAACAUAACAACUGUCCUGUAUCUGCACUUGGAGUACAAUAAGAUAGCCAGCCUAAAACCAGGCAUGUUUUCAUCUAUGAAGAAACUGAUUGCACUCUAUCUUAACAACAACAAUCUGACGGAACUUGCCGAUGGAAGCUUCCAGGGCCUGGUUCAGCUGCGGUGGUUGUAUCUUAGUAACAAUCACAUUUCCAACAUUUCCUCAAAGGCCUUCUCCAGCAUGAAGAACCUGCGGCGGCUUUACCUUGAUGGCAACAACCUCAUGAGUGUCCCAUCUUCAGCUCUACGUGCUGUUAAAGGCAUAAGUGUACUUGUUCUGAGCAGAAACCCUAUUGAGAAACUAACAGGUGAUUCAUUUGGCAGAAAGCUCAGCUUCUUAACAGAACUAUAUUUGGACAAUGCCACCUUGAAGGAAGUAUCAUCCCGUGCAUUUACUCGGUUCCGAGCAUUGCAGGUAUUAAGCAUGCGUGACAAUCACCUGGAGACAUUACAAUCUUUAAAGCCUCUGCGAAAUCUCCAGAGUCUCUCCUUGAGUGGAAAUAACUGGAGAUGUGACUGCCAGAUGACCUGGCUCCGAGGAUGGUUACUUACAGAUUUAGUAAAUGACAACAGAUAUGAAGUCAAAUGCAGUUCUCCAGAAGCACUAAAAGGACAGCUUCUAAUGGAUGUGCAGAUACAACAUCUAACCUGCCCACCUUAUGAGCUAAGUGGAACCACCAUACUAGCUCAAGAAGAGGCUACAUUGGCUAUGUCCGCAGUGACAACAAAAAUACCUCAGCUGCAAACUACCAAGAUCACCACUAGCACGCCAAGGACAACUGCUACUACAACUGCUUCCACAAGCAAGCACCUGUCAAUGGACUAUAACCAAAUUCCCAUCAAAAGUGACCCUUGCCUAUCAGACUAUAUUGACAACAUCAGUGCAAGAGAAAUACAAGAAACAUCACUGACUGUUAGCUGGUCAUUCUCAGGAGACGGUGACCAGUUUGAAAUUCGCUAUAGUAAUGAUGAUCACCAGUACACUUUACAAGUGAUUGGAGGUUUGUCUGAAGUGAUACUUCAAAAUCUGCAUCCAGGAUCAACUUACAAAGUAUGUCUUAUUCCUCAGAAUAAAUACAUAUCUAAAUGUCUGGCUCCUUCUGAGAAGCAAUGCAUGACACAACAUACCCCAGGUAUUCCUGGCAAUACAGAAGCUAUACACUCUGACCCCACCCACAACCAUUAUGCUCUAACUGUCGGGAUUUCUAUUACUGUGCUUAUAAUAGUUAUUCUGGCUUUGAUCAUUGGAUGGAAGUUAAAGUCAAGUGCUUUUAGGUUUCAGCGUUACUAUGAUGAAGAGGGGUCAGCAAACAUUGAUCAUGUUGAAACAGAAGAGCCUAAACUUGACACUGACUUAGUUUACGAAAAAAUCUCAGAUAGCAACCAUUUUUAUGUUAUGCCAUCUGCUUGGAGGCCUCAGGUUAAUGCAGACGAAGAUAGGAUGGACUGUAAUUUUUCUACACCAGUGUCACUGCUCUCCACUCCAAGAUAUGUCACUCUGGAGAAUAACUAGUAACAAUAUUUAAAAGAAUUGAUUCAAAAUAAUUUCUUUUUUUCUGAACACGAAGCUGAUGCAAUACAAAGACAAGCCAUGUUAAUAGUUAGCUUGUCAAAAUGAAAUACAACAGUGCAGAUAUAUGGGUAUCCAGCAAUCGCUAAAGAGAUAACAGUUUGCAUCUUGAGCCCAAAGCUAUCAGAGUAUGACUCUAAACUCUUGAGGAGUGCAAUGGGUAAUCUGACACUUGAUUUUUGUCCACUAACCUGGAGGUGCAGUGAAUCAAUUCUUUCAAACUCCUCCAAAGUGUUUAAUGCUGUACUGAUUUUCAGUGCCUGGAGAAAGUGCUUCUGUAUGAGACACCAACAUCAACUAGAAAGACAGAACUCUUGAAGUUAAUUUCCUUCUUUUUCAUCUUGAAUAUUGAGACCUCAUUGAGAUAUGUUACAGGUUAAAGCAUUACAGCCCCCAAGGACUAUGGACAGAACAACAACAUAGUUCAUACCUUUAAUAGCAUUUGUCAUUAGUUUAUGAUGUCUGUGAGCCACACAAAUCUUACUGAGCUUAUAUUCAGUCUCACCACAACCCCAUGCCCACUGAAUUCACAGUUUGAUAAUAAAAUAAGUAUAAAAAUGUGAGUUAGUGAACCUAGCUGAUCAAAAAGUUAUUGAGUACAGUUUCUAGGAAAAUUUGUAAGUAGAGCAUAAUGCAGCUUUAUAAACACUGCAUUACACCACGUUAUAUCCCAAUGUUUAUGUUAAUUAUCUUAGAAAGUAAGCAUACGCCGACUGAUUUCUUACACAGAAUGACUGAGUGGGGGGGUCUAUACUCCUAAGUAAAAAAGUACACAUGAAGCAAACAAAAUUAUUGCAUUAUUCAAUGAAUACUAAUAGCCAGGUAAUAAUGAUUAAUAGUUGUUUCUACAAAAGAAUCAUAAGCAUAUUCAACCUUUAUGUACAUUUCAUAUAUUGUGUGUCCUAAAAAAUGUUUUUUUUUUUUUUAAGAAGAGUGACCCAUUGCUGCUACUGUAGUCAUCUUAUUUUCAUUUGACUAAAGUAAUGAGACAUAUAUUUGUGACUCUUGUGGUCAGCAUUGCAUUCUUAGGCUGAUAUAUUUAGAAGCAGCUUGCAGUGUGUGUGCGUAUGAAUCUCUGUUAUAGCUAAAAUAUAAAAUUUAUGAAAAGAGAGACUUAGUAUCAUGAUACUAUGGUUGACCUUAUGAUCACUGCACAAUACCACGUUUUGAUCAACACACUGCAAAAGAGUUUAGGCAAGUGGCAGAAAAUUAGACUCAGAAACAAAGCUUAAUGAAUGAAUUGUCUGUUACACUGUUCAAGAACCAAAUAUAUAUAUAUAUAUAUAUAUAUAUAUAUAUAGAGAGAGAGAGAGAGAGAGGAAGCAUAUCUUCUGACUGAGGUACCAAUCUUAAUCGUUCGUAGUAAACAGUACUUGACUGAUAACCCGAAUACAUAUCAUCUAGUGCAACAUUUUAACAGUUUUGAUUUAUUUUAAACUAAUGAGGUAUAUUUCACUGCUGUAUAUGAUUCAUUUCAGGGUACCUGCAUUCAUACUUAGUACCAAAUGAUGCUAAUUUGUACAAGAAAUUAGCACUAAUAAUACCCAGAUUCCCGAGCUUGUUUUGCCAAUUUCUACAAGACAAAAUGGCAAGAUUUUAAAAGCAACACCUCAGAAUUUUUCCCUAGAACUUUAUUUUUAUUCUGUUCUAUAAAAGCAUCUUUUUCAUUA